Messenger RNA from Penaeus chinensis, 4955 nucleotides. It is a transcript of the gene hts, whose product is annotated as protein hu-li tai shao-like. The record is from RefSeq and is a predicted model, not a curated record. Gene Ontology annotation, cellular component: plasma membrane; postsynaptic density; cytoskeleton. NCBI's taxonomy places the organism in Eukaryota, Metazoa, Arthropoda, Malacostraca, Decapoda, Penaeidae. Gene Ontology annotation, molecular function: actin filament binding.
CAAUGGUGAGAGAGGGAACUUUCCCGUCCUUCGUUCCCGUCUUGUCGUUGGAUUGUGCUUUUGUGUCCGAGUUUGGGUGCGUCUUUUGGCCAAGCUUUCGUCCCCAUGAAGAAGUAGUUAGGAAACCCAGACAGGACAUAUCUUUGUGGCAGCUCCCCGCGCAGCUAAGAGAAGAGUAAGCCCCAAGAUGAGUGACGGGGCAGUAAAGCAGGAGCCGGCGGCAGCUCAUGGCAUGAACGGCACAGCGACACAGGAGGAGGAAGUGCGGCUCAUGACUGAAGAGGAGCUCGAACGCGAGAAGAUGAGACCUCCGGACAUCGACCAGGACAUGAAGGAAAUGGAGCGCCGGAAACGAGUGGAAGCGAUUAUGAACUCAACGAUAUUCCGCGAGGAGCUCGAAAAGAUCGUGGAGACGCAGAUCUCGGAGGGUUACUCGGGCGUGCAGGCCAUCCAGAACAUCUCCGAGAUGAUGGGCUUCCCCACCUCCCGCGUCGGUGUCUUCAAAGGUAGUAAUUGUGUUAUUCCUAUCAAUGACAUUCGUGGGAUGGAGAGCCUGAGCUUUGCUAAAGGAGAGAAGCUACUGCGUUGCAAGCUGGCUGCUGUUUACAGACUUAUUGACAUGCAUGGCUGGACACAGAGCAUUUAUAACCAUUGCACUGCCCGACUAAGCCAGGACAUGGAACACUUCUUGCUGAACCCCUUUGGCAUGCUUUAUCAUGAGGUGACAGCAGCCUCUCUGGUGAAGGUGGACAUGCAGGGCAAUGUGGUGGACAGCGGUGCAACCAAUUUUGGUGUCAAUGUUGCAGGCUUUAUGUUGCACUCGGCCAUCCAUGCCGCCAGGCCAGAUUUAAAGUGUGUCAUUCAUUUACAUCAUCCAGCUGUUGUUGCGGUCUCGGCACUGAAGCAAGGUCUGAUGCCACUGUCACAGGAAGCAUUGCUGGUUGGUGAGGUGUCUUAUCACGACUACCACGGCAUCUUUGUUAAUGCUGAAGAGAAAGAGAAGCUUGCACGAAACCUUGGACCUGUUAAUAAGGUAAACUUUCAGGAUUUUUUUUCUUUCUUUUCUGGUGUCAGUAAACGAGUAUGGAAUGUACCAUCCAUGAGCUAUGCUGGGAAGAGCACCAGAAUCCUAUUCCUGCCUACUAUAAUUGUUGUGAAGGGACACUGCCAGGGGUCAAUGAAGAAGAGGUUAGAGGCUGCCAUCAGAGUUAAAGACUACCUAGGUAAAUUAUAUGAGAGCUGUACAAAGAAAACAUGUGGAAGGCAGUAUGCCACUAUUAAUUCCUCUCUUUUUCUUCUUCAGAUGCGCAUGGCACCUCUGGGUCUUGACAACCUUGUAGUUGUGUCAGAUGAAGCAAGGCAAGCAGCUUAUGAAGUAGCUCGACGAGGAGGAGGAGGGGUCGAUAGCAAACAGGAAGGGGGCCCAGCUGCUCAGGGUCAGAAGGAGCGCAAAUGGAAAGUUGGUGAACUGGAGUUUGAAGCUCUUAUGAGAUCUCUGGAUAAUGCUGGUCUUAGAACAGGGUACAUCUACCGACGACCAUUGGUAAAGCAGGAAACAACAAGAGUGCAAAGUGAUGUGGCUCUCCCCCCCACGGCCUCCAACUAUACACACCUCUUUGAUGAGGAUGAUAUUUCAAGGAGUCCGCUGAAGCGCAUCCUGGACGGGCGCAAGACUCAGGACAAGACCCGGUGGCUAAACUCACCCAAUGUCUACCAGAAGGUGGAAGUACUGGAGACAGGCACUCCAGAUCCCAAGAAGAUCACCAAGUGGGUGGCAGAUGGGUCCCCCACACACUCUACUUCGACUCCUGUCAAAGUGGAAUCUGCUCUCCAGUUUGUUCCAACCAAUACAAACCCUAAGGAGUUCAAGACGAUCCAGAAGAUGAUCAAAGAGAACCGUCGUGUGGGCAGCAUCACAUCUGGACCAACUUCCCACCUGUUGGAAGGUGUGACCUGGGAUGAAGCCCGUCGCAUGCAAGAUGCCAGCAUGUCAGGCGCCUCUGACCAUGUCAUCCUGGUUGGAGCUGCUUCCAAGGGAAUCAUCCAGCGGGACUUCCAGCACAAUGCUGUUGUGUACAAAACACCAUAUGCAAAAAAUCCCUUCGAUUGUGUGACUGAUAAGGAGCUCGAUGAAUAUCGUGAGCUUGUGGAACGCAAGCAGCGAGGAGAGCCAAUUGAAGAGAUUGAGAUCGAGAAGAUGAACAUCAUGCCAGAGCGAGCAACUGUAGAUGUUGUGGAUGACUCUGUUCAAGACUCCAUCCUGAACACCACUGCUCCCACCAGUCCUACCUCGGACCAGGAAGCCUCCAGUGGUCGGGUGUUGAAGGUGGAAACAAAACAGGCACCAAGAGCAAGCAAAGCACAGUCUGUCGUCCUGAGCGAUGUAGAUGGAGAACGAGUUCGCCAAAAGCCAAGUCUCCCCCCUAAACCCAACAUUCCGAAGAAGCCCACAGCGGGCCCAGGGGUACCAGUGGGCCCCCCCCAGAAGGUCCAGGCCACUAUGAAAAUGCUACCAUCAAGAGGAUCAACAAUCACUGUCAACUAUGGCAAAUUACAUUAUGGCUCCCCCAUAGCAGAUCCGCAGCUCCCUCCAGUCGCAGGGGGUGACGUCUGGGGCCAGGGGGAGGUGACACCCCCUCCCUCUGGUCCUGCCACCUUGUCCCGCUCCCCCACUGUCCAGGCGGGUGAGGGUCAGCUGACCCCCCGCACCAACUCCCUCACCCGUGGGAUUCAGAAGAUGCUGAAGGCAGCAUCACGGUCCAAGGAAGAUGGCAUGAGGGCACGGGAACCGAGCCCCACUCUGGAGCGUUCCAAGUCUGCAUUCUAUAAGAGCGAAGUGGCGAAUGAGAAGCGCUCAGCACUCCAGCGCCGUUCUUGGUCUCUGUCUCGUAAAGGGGAGACAGUAGCCAAUGGUGAUGAUACAGAGGCACACCACAGCACUCUCUCGCAAAGCAGUAAAGAAGGCUCUCCAACCAAGGACACCUCCCUAACAGAUGACUCAAUCUCCAAGGACAAGAAGAAGAAGAAGAAGGGCCUGCGCACCCCAAGCUUCCUGAAGAAGAAGAAGGACAAGAAGAAGGAGAAGGAGGCUGCCCACCACUAGUGCCCCAAGUCCCCAUUUCCUUCAUAGACUCCCGUCUCUGGUAGACCAAUGCUGACACUGCCAGAAUCUGUAGAUAGCAAAGAGGAAUAUAUUGUGGGAGCCCCUUCAUGGUGCUGGCGAGAGGCGUGCUGCUGACAUUGUUCAUCGGAUCCAAGACUUGUCAACCUAAAUUCCCUGUCAGCCUAUCAUUUCUGUGUUCUCCCUUUCUUUUCAUUCAGUUUUACAGAUAAGGCAGUGUUAGUGAUGAAAGCUAUACUUUAUUGUGUAAUUUUUAGUGGUACUAUUUGUAGUAUGUAGAUUUUCACCAAAACAGUUUUAGGUUUCAAGAUGAAGCUAAAAAAAUUAAUAGCUUUGUGAUGAUGAAAUUUUGAAUAUUUUAUUGAUAUCUGUUAGGCUCUCUAUAUGAUUUGGAUCCUUUUGUUAAUCCCAGGUUAUUGUAGCUGGUCAACUUCAGCUUUCAUUAGAGUGCCUCAAGUCAAGUUUUAGAUGCUGAUGAACACCUUCAUGUCAAUGCUUGAUGCGAUUGAUAGUGUGUGUAUGGAUGUGUUAAACUUGCUAUCAUGCAGAAGUUAAAAUGCAGACAAACAGUACACCAGUGAUGUAUGUAAUGUCUUGGUUGUUUCAUAAUAAUACCCACCUGCUCUAAAGGGCAUAGUCCCCAGGCCAGCUUGUGCCAACUCAUACAUCAUUUAGUAAUGUACAAUCAUAAGUGAUUUUACAGCCUUGGCACACCCUGACUAGCAGACUAAGAAGGGUUAUUUAACUAUGAUCCAUUUUAUUUCUUCAUGCGAAUGAAUGAGUGCAACACCAGCCCAUUCUCCUUUUACUAUCGUCCUUCCACGGAUAGUUGUCGGAUCAGCGGUCUCUCAUCUCACCCCACCAAGUCUCACCAUUUGCACCAAAUGGUUCACAAGAUGAAAGAGAGACUAGUAGAUGGCUCUUUUGAUCUUUCCAACCCUAAUUUUGUUCCAUUCAAGCCCUCACAGCAGGAGGGUACAUGGAAGUGAAAAACCUUCUGCUUUUUUUUUUUUACGAGUCUGACCUCAACUAUUAGGAAUGGAAGGACCACAGUAUCUGCUGGGGAUGCUCUCCUGUCAGUUGUCAUUUCUGUCCCUCAUCAGUAUCAGAAGACUUGCUCUCCUGGUCUGUGGCAUCUUCACUCUUCCUGUUAAACCUUGAACUUGUGUCCAGAAAAGAAAUUAUUUGUUGAUACCGAUAGCUGUGACUGGUCAAUUGCUUGGGUCACCAUUUGCGUCAUCCAGCUGAUUUGCCUGUGUCAUGUCUUUAUUUUAUAUAAUACGCCUUGAGCACCUGUGCUCAGAAGACAUUCUCUCAAUGGCUGUAAAAUUGUAGGGAAGCGACUUUGUCACUGACAUGAAAUUUGACAUUCAGCUGGAGAUGCUGGUGGUUGUUGUAGGACCACUUUUAUCUUCUCCUGCUGCUAGAAGGUGGAUUGUUUUAUUAGCUACACAUUCAUUUUUUAAUCACAGCUUAGCACUGUUUUAUAUACAUCUGUAUUAUAGCAACUGAAUAAAUCAUUAUUAUAAUUAUUAUUAUAUGAAUAUGCAGGCAGCUGAUUUUAGCUUGUUUUGGAAAGAAAAUAAAAUGUCCCAACUCCACAAAGUCUUAUGUCUUCAUUCUUUCAUUCCAUAACCUUGAGUUUGUAUGUAUUUUUUUCUAUUUAGGAAUAAGUUUGUUAUUUUGGGAGGCUCUUUACUAAUAUUCAUGUUUUUAAUGUGAGGUUGUAAAUUGUACACCAGCCUUGAGAGCCAUGAAAAGAAGUGAAACUACUGAAUGUUCUUUCCAGAAACUAGUGCUGCUGUAUUGAAUAAAAAAUUCAAGAUCUCCAUUA